Molecule: messenger RNA, 1932 nt
Organism: Tripterygium wilfordii
Lineage: Eukaryota; Viridiplantae; Streptophyta; Magnoliopsida; Celastrales; Celastraceae
Product: protein FAR1-RELATED SEQUENCE 4-like
Exons: 2
Coding region: 252-1127 (291 amino acids)
Source: RefSeq, a predicted model, not a curated record
UCUCUUACUUUACACACCUAGGUCAAGAGAGCAAGAUUUGUGUGUGAAAACUGAGAGCAAACUCGUGUAAAAGCUUGGGAAAGCUCGUGAGAAUUGAGAACAAUUACGUGAAAACUCAAAGUAGGAUAACAGAUUAACAUCUGCUGAGGAAGGUUCAUUUGUAGAUUUAAGUGAAACAAUGGAAGGGGUGAAUGAUGGGUUUACAUUGUGUGGGGAAGAAAGAAUACAGGGCUCAAACAAGAUGAUGUACAAUGGAUCUGAAAAGUUCAGAUGCAAGCAUUGAAGGGUUGGGAGACAUUGUUCUUGAUGAUUCAGAGGUACCGAUCGUUGGAAUGUUAUUUGAAGAACUGGAUGAGCUAUUUGGUUAUUACAAGAUAUAUGGACAAAGGAAGGGAUUUUCUGUGAAACGCAGGACUGUUAACAAGGACAUUGAUGAGAGGAUUAAAUAUGUCACUUUUAGUUGUGGUAGAUCAAAUAAGUAUAUUUCAAAGUCAGAGAAUUGGGUGAAUCCUCGUUUAAAUGCCAAGAAUGAUUGUAAGGCUAGGAUGAGUGCCUGUAUAGCGAAGGAGGGGAAGUGGGAGAUAACCAAGUUUCUGGAUGUGCACAAUCAUGCAAUGAGCCCAACUCAUUCAAGGUUUUUUAGCUGCAAUCGCAAGAUUAACACACAUAUUAAGCGACAACUUGAGAUUAAUGACAUUGCAGGGAUUCGUCCAAAUAAAAGUCACAAUGCUCAGGUGAUAGGGGUUGGAGAACAUGAGAAUUUACAUUUUUUGGAACAGGAUACUCGUAACUUGCUUGCAAAAGUAAGGCGUUUGAGGCUUGGUGAAGGAGAUGCAAAUGUAAUUCAGAGUUAUUUUAUGCAGAUACAAUCGCAUAAUGAUGGGUUCUUUUCCUUGAUUGAUUGGGAUGACAAUGGGCGACUUAAAAAUGUUUUUUGGGCUGAUCCAAGGAGAAUGGCAACAUGUAGAGAAUUUGGAGAUGUCAUCACCUUCGACACAACAUAUCUCACGAAUAAGUAUGAUAUGCAAUUUAUAUCGUUUGUUGGUGUCAAUCAUCAUGGGCAGUCAAUAUUGCUUGGUUGUGGGUUAAUUUCCAAUGAAGAUAGACACUUUUAUUUGGCUAUUUAGUGUUUGGCUUGCUUGCAUACAUAAUGUUCAUCCAGUUGGUAUCAUAACUGACCAAGAUAGAGCAAUGAAGAAUGCUAUUGCUAUAGUUUUCCCUAAAACUAGGCAUAGAUUGUGUUUGUGACACAUUUUGAAGAAAGUGCCUGAGAUGUUGGGAUCAUACAAUGAGUAUGAACAAAUAACAUAUGCACUGGGGGAAGCUGUAUAUGGAUCACAAAGCAUAAUGGAGUUUGAAAGGAGCUGGAAUAUGAUGAUUGAAAAUUUGCAGUUGCAAGUUAACUCUUGGUUGGGAACAAUGUAUGCUGAGAGGGAAAUGUGGGUUCCAAUUUAUGUUAAAAAUUUCUUUUGGGCUGAUAUGUCUACCACACAGAAGCGAGAGCAUGAACGCAUUCUUUGAUGGUUAUGUAAGCUCAAAGACAAUCUUGAAACAGUUUGUGGAGCAGUAUAACAAUGCAUUGAGGAACAAAACUGAGAAGAAAAGUGUAGCAGAUUUCAAUUCCUACCACAAGCAUCUAAACUGUGCAACAUCAUAUUUAAUGGAGAAAUAAAUGUUGGACUUGUAUACUGAGUCCAAGUUUAAGGAGUUCCAGAAGGAGUUGAUGGGUAUGAUUUACUGCAUGACAAAAUCUGUGAUGAGGAAUGACAUGUUUACACAAUUUCAAGUAGAAGAAAAUGUUUUUUAUGGAGAUAAAGGAAGGAAAAAAUUGAUUACAUGAUGUGUUAUGAUAGCAGCACAUCCACUGUUGUUUGUACUUGCUGCAGGUUUGAGUUCAGAGGCAUAUUAUGUAGGCAUGCUUUGGCUGUGUUA